GAACUGUUAAAGGGGCUGUGCAGGUGUCGAUACUCCGGAGAGUUAGAGCAGCCCACGGCCUUUGACAAUAUCACGGAGCAAUCAUAAUUUUAGGAACCUCUUCACAAGUAACAGAAAACACCUUCAUUCGGGAUUUGCAAGCAGGUUUAUCAAGGCGGGGACUAUCACAAUGCUUGAAUUUCCAGAUUUGCCCGAGCCUGGCCAGGUGCCGCCGGAAGUGUUGUGGGCGGGCUCGGGCUGAAGAUGGCCGAGUACCAGGCCGUGCAACGCGGCGCUCUCCGGCUGAAAGGCGUCGCUGAUCUCGGUGUUAAGAAGAAGAAAAAGAAAAAUAAGGAAACCAAGAAAAUGCUGGAACAGAUCACCUCAAACAAGCAGCAACAUGAAGAUGGUGGAGAAAGUAAACGAGCGUCUAUAGACAAGAGGACUCCAGCACAAAAGGCAUUUGACAAGAUGCAGGAGAAACGACAAAUUGAAAGGAUCCUAAAGAAGGCAUCAAAAACCCACAAACAGAGUGUUGAGGAGUUUAACCGACACUUGGAUACCUUGACGGAACAUUACGAUAUUCCUAAAGUCAGCUGGACUAAAUGAGAUGUUUGCAGCUUUGGACAGCAUUUUUAUUGGGGUUCCUCUUUAUUAUUUUCAGUGUUCUUUAUAUCUGUAAUAAACACAAUAGAUUGUCACA
Hypanus sabinus (Atlantic stingray) is the source of this 682-nucleotide messenger RNA. RefSeq names its product family with sequence similarity 32 member A (gene fam32a). Bases 244 to 588 code for a protein of 114 amino acids. Gene Ontology annotation, cellular component: nucleolus. The transcript is spliced from 4 exons. The record is from RefSeq and is a predicted model, not a curated record. Lineage: Eukaryota; Metazoa; Chordata; Chondrichthyes; Myliobatiformes; Dasyatidae.